Molecule: messenger RNA, 2581 nt
Organism: Sphaerodactylus townsendi
Lineage: Eukaryota; Metazoa; Chordata; Lepidosauria; Squamata; Sphaerodactylidae
Gene: VPS33A
Product: VPS33A core subunit of CORVET and HOPS complexes
Exons: 13
Coding region: 75-1880 (601 amino acids)
Biological process (GO): vesicle-mediated transport; intracellular protein transport
Cellular component (GO): CORVET complex; lysosome
Source: RefSeq, a predicted model, not a curated record
UGACCGAGGCGGCCGCACCCGGAAGGGAAGGAAGGAAGGCGGGCGGGCCUCCUUCGCCCUCCCCUCGCCCGGCCAUGGCGGCCCACCUGAGCUCGGGCCGCGUCAACCUGACGGCGCUGCGGGAGGCCUGCCGCAGGGAGCUGCGCGAGUUCCUGGACAAGUGCGCCGGCUCCAAGGCUAUAGUAUGGGACGAGUAUCUGACGGGGCCAUUUGGACUGAUUGCACAGUAUUCCCUUUUAAAGGAACACGAGGUGGAGAAAAUGUUUACCUUGAAGCCAGGCCGCCUGCCCCUUGCUGAUGUCAAGAAUAUUAUUUUCUUUGUCAGACCAAGGCUAGAGUUAAUGGACAUAAUUGCUGACAAUAUCCUCAGUGAAGACAGAAUUCGUUCUCCACAAAGAGAUUUCCACAUCCUGUUUGUCCCACGGCGCAGUUUAUUGUGUGAGCAGCGGCUGAAAGAUCAGGGAAUUCUGGGUGCCUUCACUCAUCGGGAGGAGUACAGUAUGGACCUUAUUCCAUUUGAUGGAGACCUGUUGUCAAUGGAGUCUGAAAGUGCCUUUAAAGAGUGUUACCUGGAAAAUGACCAGACAAGCCUCUAUCAUGCAGCAAAGGGUCUUAUGACCCUGCAGGCCCUCUAUGGAACCAUCCCACAGAUCUUUGGGAAGGGAGAAUGCGCACGGCACGUGGCAAAUAUGAUGAUUAGGAUGAAACGAGAGUUCUCAGGAAGCCAGAAUCCAAUCUUUCCUGUCUUUGAUACAUUGCUGCUGCUUGACCGUGUGGUUGACUUGAUGACGCCUCUGGCCACGCAGCUGACCUACGAAGGACUCAUUGAUGAGAUAUAUGGAAUUCAGAAUACAUAUGUGAAACUCCCUCCUGAAAAGUUUGCUCCCAAGAAGCAAGGGGAGGGUGGAAAGGACCUCCCUACAGAGGCCAAGAAGCUGCAGUUGAAUUCAGCUGAGGAGCUCUACGCUGAAAUCCGAGACAAGAACUUCAAUGCCGUAGGCUCUGUGCUGAGCAAGAGAGCCAAGAUCAUCUCAGCUGCAUUUGAGGAGAGGCACAACGCUAAGACUGUUGGAGAGAUCAAACAGUUUGUCUCGCAGCUUCCGCACAUGCAGGCAGCGAGGAGCUCUUUAGCGAAUCACACUUCCAUUGCGGAGCUCAUCAAAGAUAUCACUACCUCAGAAGAUUUCUUUGACAACUUAACAGUAGAACAAGAAUUCAUGUCAGGUGUAGACACUGAUAAAGUCAACAAUUACGUGGAAGAUUGUAUUGCCCAAAAGCAUCCCUUGAUCAAGAUCCUGAGGCUUGUUUGUCUGCAGUCAGUGUGCAACAACGGGCUGAAACAGAAGGUCCUGGAUUAUUAUAAGAGGGAGAUUCUGCAGACUUAUGGCUAUGAGCAUAUACUGACCUUAAAUAAUCUAGAAAAGGCUGGCCUCUUGAAGCUCCAGACAAGCGGUAGAAACAACUACCCAACAAUUAGAAAAACUUUACGUCUGUGGAUGGAUGAUGUCAAUGAACAGAAUCCCCAUGAUAUUUCCUACGUGUACAGCGGUUAUGCUCCCCUGAGUGUGCGCCUGGCACAGCUGCUGGCCCGGCCAGGGUGGCGAAGCAUCGAAGAGGUGCUGAAGAUGCUUCCAGGACCUCACUUUGAAGAACGCCAGCAGCUCCCCACGGGGCUUCAGAAAAAACGUCAGCAUGGCGAAAACAAAGUCACUCUCGUUUUUUUCCUGGGUGGUGUGACAUAUGCCGAAAUUGCAGCACUCCGGUUUCUGUCGCAGAUGGAAGAUGGAGGUACCGAAUAUGUCAUUGCAACCACUAAACUAAUCAAUGGAACAAGCUGGAUGAAGUCUCUGAUGGAGAAGCUGGAGGCGCCACCUUUCUAAUGCUGGAAGCUGCACAAAAAUCACUUCUGGUGUCUUCAAAAGAAGCAGAGAAACGUAGUGGAGAUGGAAAAUGGCCUUUGGUAUUGCCACUGGUGGGAUGCAUUCUUCCCUCCAUGCCGUAGAGGAGUUUACUAGGAGCUGAUGCCUCUGAAAGAGUGAAGAAUAUAGGGAAAUUAGGGUGUUUCUCCACAGUGGUACACCCUUCAAAGACUGUUUUCUUCAGUGGACUGAGAAAGGUGUAACGCUGCGCUACAGAAGUCAUAUUUAGGACACAUAUUUGAAAUACAGGCAGAGGAGGAAAUUAAACCAUGCCGUCUCUCUUUGGAUAGGUUCUAACAGGCACCUGCCACAACUUUCCUGGGUUUUACUUAAUUUAUUUGUAUGUAUUAUAUCAGUGUUUCUAUACAUUAUCUUUAGUGGGAGGGAAAUUCUACAAUCCCGUAGAUUUUCCCACCUGUUGCUGUUGUCUUCCUGCUCCAAAAUCUAUCCCUUGAUAUCAAUUGAACGCUUUUGUUCUCCAAAGUUUGCUGUCUUUGUAGACGGCAUGCUGCCAUGUUCCCUCUUGAACUAUGCCCCUGCCACAUGUUGUAAAAAUAUCUCAAUCUCUUGUUUUAAUGUCAGUGUUUCCUUGCAAGCUUCAGAGAUGCUGUUGUAAAUUUUUCAAUAAAGAUCACGGUAUAAAGCGGAAUGAGGAUAAAACA